UAUAAUCGGUUAUUCGAUUCAUCGUGCCAUAACUAAUGGUAUCGUAUAGUGUCCCUACUAAAAUCUAAAAAAUAGUUUGCUUACGAAGUGGUUCUUAUGCUCACAAAGCUUUUGUAAUGUCAAAAUGAAAUUCAAUGCUGCUCUUAAUAAUUUAAGAUAGUCAAGCUGUUGAUAAAUAAGAUAUACACUAAUGCAUUUAACGUAAAGCUGGAUUUCAAGAUUUGGUAUACCAGCAAAUAAGAUUUUAAGCGUGGCAUUGCCUGGCCACCAAGCACAGGCUUGAUCAUACCAAGUCAUAAAGUAAUAAAAUCUCUUUUCGUCAAUCGUGUUUUUUUACCGAGAGGUGGAAGGAGUUACAAAAAAUGACGGAAGAAACAUUCAUGCUCGUUUUACUAGUGGCUGUUAUGCUUGUGGGUUCAUACAUCGCAGGGAUGAUUCCACUAAUAAUGAAAUUAAGCGAGGAAAAGUUGAAAUUCGUAACUGUUCUGGGUGCUGGAUUAUUGGUAGGUACCGCGCUAUCCGUUAUUAUUCCCGAAGGAAUCCGCUCAUUGUACAUGGACACGUUUAAAACCAAUUUGCCAGAUUUUGCUACGCCCGCUGGAAGAAAAUUAGAGAAACCUCUUAUCCCUUCUACAACAGGCCAUUUAAUUAGCGGCAAUAUAGCUGACUCAGACUUCUCCCGAACGAUUGGUUUAUCACUUGUACUGGGUUUUGUAUUCAUGAUGCUGGUAGAUCAGAUAUCUCAGCAUAAAAGCGCAAGCAGUACAAACGAUAAAAACAUAACGGCGACAUUGGGCUUAGUUGUGCACGCUGCAGCUGACGGAGUGGCGUUGGGGGCAGCCGCCACAACUAGCCAUCAAGAUGUUGAAAUAAUCGUAUUUCUGGCAAUAAUGCUCCAUAAGGCGCCGGCCGCCUUUGGCCUAGUUAGCUUUCUUUUGCACGAAAAAAUUGAACGACAGCAGAUACGCAAACACCUGCUUAUAUUUUCUCUGUCAGCUCCACUAUUAACACUACUGACGUAUUUUGGCAUUGGGCAAGAACAAAAAGAAACAUUAAAUUCAUUGAAUGCGACUGGCAUAGCCAUGCUUUUUUCAGGAGGCACUUUUUUAUAUGUAGCAACAGUGCAUGUGCUACCUGAACUAACACAAAAUUCUGGUGAUAACUACUCACAUUCACAUAACCAGUACGAUUACCGUCCAUUAGAUAGUACUUCAAGUGGGAUCGAAUCGCAGGUUAAUUUACGUUCCUCCAAUGGGAACGCAAUGCGAGGGGGUUCGAAAGGAUUGCGUAUCGGUGAACUUAUAAUAUUAAUAUGUGGCGCCUUACUUCCGCUCGUUAUAACGUUCGGUCAUCAACACUAGUAAUAAGCAAUAUUUUGUUUAUAAAAUUUUACACAAGAAUCACUAACAUUUUUUAUUAUGCCAUUUCUGAUGUAUGUAUAACAGCGACAUUGUAUAUAAACAUAUCUGCGUGUAAAUGACUUAGUAAACAACGAAAUAUUUGUAAAAUAUUUGGUUGCCCGUUAGAAGAUUUAAUGAAAAUAAAAUAUUUUAAGUAAAUUUAUUAAACCAAA
This is a messenger RNA of Rhagoletis zephyria (snowberry fruit fly), 1573 nucleotides long. RefSeq names its product Zinc/iron regulated transporter-related protein 102B (gene Zip102B). Gene Ontology annotation, cellular component: membrane. Gene Ontology annotation, molecular function: metal ion transmembrane transporter activity. The record is from RefSeq and is a predicted model, not a curated record. Gene Ontology annotation, biological process: zinc ion transport; transmembrane transport. NCBI's taxonomy places the organism in Eukaryota, Metazoa, Arthropoda, Insecta, Diptera, Tephritidae.